Molecule: messenger RNA, 3822 nt
Organism: Triticum turgidum subsp. durum (durum wheat)
Lineage: Eukaryota; Viridiplantae; Streptophyta; Magnoliopsida; Poales; Poaceae
Source: the annotation of a GenBank genome assembly
AUGGCCGACGUCGACAUGGAGGAUCUCCCCCAGACGCCCCGCUCGGUCGCCGGCGACGACCCCGACCUCUCCCUGUUCUCCGGCGAGGCCGACCUCGCCGCGGCCAUCCUCGCCCGCCUCGGCGCCUCGCCGCGGGAGGACGACCAGCACCUCUGCGCCACCACUGCCUCCUUGGCGCAGACCGUCAGGGACAGCGGCGUCCCCGCCUCCACCGUCGCCUACUUCGGGGCGGCGGCCGCCGCGCUGGGCCCGCUCGCCCGCGCGGGGCCCGCGGCCGCCGACAGCCACGUCGCGGGCGCGCUCCUCGCGUUCCUCUCCGCGGCGAUCCCCGCGCUCCCGACCGCCGUGGUGCGCUCCCGCGGCCGCGAGGUCGCUGACGACGUGGCGCGCGUGCUCGAGUUCCCCUCCACGCCCGACUCCGGCGUGAGGGCGGGCGUGAGGUGCCUCGCGCGCUUGAUAUCCGCGGGAGACAAGUCCAGCUGGCAGGCGGUGGAGCCGCUCUACGCCGUGGUGCUACGGCUCGUCACCGAUGAUCGCCCCAAGGUGAGAAAUCAAUCUCAUUCUUGCUUGCGAGAUAUUCUCCUGAGUUUUCAGAGAAAAGCUAUUUUGGUUCCGGCAAGCGACGGAAUCGCAAGAUGUUUUGAACGACUUCUGCUGCUUGCUGGAGGAUCCAAUGAUGCAAACACUGGUUCAGCAGCAGAAGGACCCAAGGGGGCUAAGGAGGUCAUACAUAUGUUAGAUGCUCUUAAGGGCUGCCUUCCUCUCAUGGCAUCCAAGCCUUCCAAUACCAUCUUAAAGUAUUUUACAGCACUGUUGGGUCUGCGUCAACCAAUUGUGACAAAGAGUAUAUUGGAGAAUCUGCAUGCUGUUGGUGACAGCCCAACUGUGCAGCUUAAACCUGAUAUGCUAUUGGAUCUCAUGUGUUCUCUCGGGAUGUCAGUCUCCACUGAAAGAAAGUCAGGAGAUGAACUCGCUUCAAUUGCACGGCUUCUAAAUAUUGGCACUAGAAAAGUUUAUAGUCAGAAUAAGCACAUAUUUGUUGUAAAGCUCCCACUAGUGUUUACUUCACUUGGAGAUAUAUUAGCAAGUGAAUUUGAAGAAGCUAGAUUUUGUGCUGUGGAGACUUUCAAAGGAUUAAUAGAUAAUUGCAUUGAUGAAAACAUGGUGUCUCAGGGGAUCGACCAGAUUAAGGCUAGACAUCAAGGGGUGAGAUCUAACCCCACAGUCAUAGAGAAGAUAUGUGCUAUCCUGGAGGGCUUGCUAGAUGUACGCUGCAGUGAUGUAUGGGACAAAUCAUUUCAUGUAAUUUCAUUGGCAUUUGACACGUUAGGAAAAUCUUCAUCUGAUCUAUUGCCAGAAGCACUUAAGAACCUGGCAGACAUGCAGAACAUGUCUGAUGAUGACUUUUCUUUCCGGAAGCAGCUCAAUGCAUGUCUUGGUUCAGCAAUUUCUGCAAUGGGGCCAAAGAAUGUUCUUGAUAUUCUUCAUAUUCAGUCAAUAUCUGUUGAGAAUGAAUGGAUUCUCCCUAUUUUAGAAAGGCACAUUGUUGGUGCUAGUUUACAGUUUUUCUUGAGAGAUAUUCUGGGCAUCGUUAGAGCUGUAGAGAAGAGUAUUCCCAAGCUUUUGAAAGACGAUAAGCUUUUCUCCGCCAAGAGAGCAGAGGGUUAUGUGUAUUCACUUUGGUCUUUGUUACCAUCUUGCUGUAACUAUCCAUGUGAUACUUCAAGCAGCUUCAGAGUUCUACAAAAUGUUUUAUGUGACACUCUCCAAAACCAGCCUGACUUGCGUGGCAUCAUUUGUUCCAGUAUUCAGAUUUUAAUCAAACAAAACAAGGAAGCUUUGUCAAUCACUAACAAAGAGGACAUUCUUGUUGAUGCUGAAUUAAGCAAAUCUGAAAGAAGAGCAAAGGAACGCUAUACUAAAGAGUCAGCCGAGGAAAAUUUGAAAGAAAUACGUGCUUUCUCUUCAAAAUUCUUGGAGAUAUUAUGUUCUAUAUUCAUGUCAUCCUCAAAGGACGCUAUUGGAUUCUUACAGCCUGCGAUAAGUGAGAUAGCAUCCAUAUCAGACAAAGAUGUUGUGGGCAAGUUCUUCCUUGAUGCAAUAAGAAAGUUGCUGGAUGCCACAAAAGCUGUUAAUGCACAGCAAUUGAAUGACGGUUCAAUGCAGAUUGAAGAUAAUUCCAAUACAAAUAACAUGACAAGGGCCCUCCUUUUAGAAUUUGCAGCUUCAUUAAUGCCUGGAUUGGAUGCAAAGUCUAUCAAUGUGCUAUUCAGUUAUGUAAAACCUGCAAUUAAGGACAACGACUCAAUGAAUCAAAAGAGAGCAUACAAGGUCCUCUCAAUGUUACUUAAGGAUGCUGAAUUUAUUGAGAGGAAUUUAGAUGUCCUGUUGGAAUUGAUGAUUUCGUCGUUGCCAUGCCAAUUUCCAUCGAAGCGGUACAGGCUUGAAUGCUUGCAUCACCUUAUUGUUUACAUAUUGAAGGAUCCAUCGAAGCUUAGGAAGAGGGAAAUUGUUAGUUCAUUUCUCACUGAAAUACUUCUUGCCUUGAAGGAGGCUAACAAGAAAACCAGAGAUAGAGCUUAUGAUGUGCUUAUUGCAAUUGGCCACGCUUGUGAAGAUGCUGAAAAUGAUGGGAGGAAGGACAGCUUGCACCAGUUCUUUGACAUGGUAGCUGGUGGUCUAGCUGGUCAAACUCCACAUGCGAUUAGUGCUGCUGUGACUGGGUUAGCUCGCUUGACCUAUGAGUUCUCAGAUCUUAUUGGAGUAGCUUACAAGCUCCUCCCCUCGACUUUUCUCCUUAUGCAGAGGAACAACCGAGAACUUGUCAAAGCCAACUUAGGCUUUAUCAAAGCAUUGGUGGCUAGAUCUAAAGCUGAUGUGCUUCAUGAGCACUUGAAGGGAGUCGUUGAGGGUUUGUUGAGCUGGCAAAGUGAUAAGAAGAAUUCUUUGAAAGCGAAGGUCAAGUCACUUGUUGACAUUCUCGUGAAAAAAUGUGGUUUAGAUGCAGUAAAAGCUGUAAUGCCCGAAGAACAUAUGAAAUUGCUCACCAAUAUCAGGAAGAUUAAUGAGCGUAAAAUGAGGAAGGGCAAUUCGUCUGAAGAUGGGGAGGCUAUGUCCAUGGCCUCAGGAGCUACAAGGCAAAGUGGAUGGAAUCACACACAGAUGUUUUCUGAUUUUGGAAGCAACGAUGAAGACUCGAAUGGUCCCUUAUCCAAGCAGCAUACUGUAGCUUCUCGUAAUAAUGGAUCAAAAGCUUCAACACGGUCGAACCGAAAGCGUCAAGAUAAGAACUUGCAGGAAAAGUUCAUUGAUCACUCGACUGGUGAACCCCUAGAUUUACUUGACCAGAAGACAAUGCGGUUGGCUCUCAAAUCGACAGGAAAAAAGAGGGCUGCACCUGAUGACGACGACGACGACGAGAUUGAGAUGGACCCUGAAGGCCGUAUGAUCAUUCGCGAAGAACGGGAAUGGCGUAAAAAGAAACCCGUCGUCUCGCAUGAGGAGGAGGCUGAUGACAAGACCUCUGUCAGAAGCCAGUCGGUGAAGAGGAGGAAGGUGGCCAGCACUGGCUGGUCCUACACCGGCCAUGAGUACACCAGCAAGAAGGCCGGUGGUGAUCUCAAGAAGAAAGACAAGAUGGAGCCGUAUGCUUACUGGCCUUUGGAUCGUAAGCUGCUCAACCGCAGGUCGGAUCGCAAGCAGUCCGCCCGGAAGGGCAUGGCCAGUGUCAUGAAGAUGGCGAAAAGGUUUGAGGGGAAGAGCGCUUCGGGUGCCCUCGCAGCCAAGAGGACACAAAAACACAAGCAGAAGAAGAACAAGUGA